GUCACUUUCCGUUUUCUCCUCCUCUCCGUUCUUCCAUGGCCAAGCUCUCGCCUUUCCCCUCUCCCAUGCCGUAUGUCGCCUUAUCUAUCCUUAUCCCCCUCUUCUCCUCCUUCUCCUUCUCCUUCUCCACUGGCUCGAUUGGUGACCUCCUCCAGGAACACGGCCUCCCUGCUGGGCUCCUUCCUAAAGCCGUUGAGUCCUUCGCCCACGACCCCUCCUCCGGACUGCUAGAGGUCCUGAUCGGCCGCCCUUGCUACGCGUGGUACGAGGACGGGCUCUCCUUCUUCGACCGUGAGGUGCGCGGCAACCUCAGCUACGGUGCGCUCCAGGGCGUCGUCGGGUGGUCGCAGGAGGAGCUCUUCUUGUGGCUCCCCGUCAAGGAGAUCGUGAUCGCUGAUUCCGACUCCGGCGUGAUCCUCUUCGACAUCGGCGUCGCCCACAAGAGGCUCCCCGUGUCUUCCUUCGAGGACCCGCCGGACUGCCUCCCCGGAGCGGAAGAAGCGGCGGUGGAGGCCGGGCUAGGAUCCUUUGUCAGGAAAGGCUUUCAGCAGCAGAGAUAACGACAACGUUCAUUGUUGCCUGUCUUCCAAAUGUGCCAUCAUACAAUUGAUUUAAUGGCAAAGUUUUGAUGUGGAUGGUGAACUGUGCCAGCCUAGUGACAAGUGGAAUAAGAUAUCAACACCUCUGCUCUGGUAUCAGCUGUCGUUCCUUUAAAAAUGACAUGAAUGAUGAAUGAAGUCACUUGCCUUAUUGAAUUAUUGAUGUUCAACUUGGUCAUUUAUUUCAUCAGCAGAAUUAAAUGUUCUUCAAGCCUAUAACCAUCACUUGGAGGUUAUGGUUUGUUUAACUAGAGCUUAGAUAAAAUUUAUGAUGAA
Zingiber officinale is the source of this 875-nucleotide messenger RNA. RefSeq lists its product as uncharacterized. The transcript has 3 exons. NCBI's taxonomy places the organism in Eukaryota, Viridiplantae, Streptophyta, Magnoliopsida, Zingiberales, Zingiberaceae. The coding region runs from base 36 to 560 and encodes 174 amino acids. The record is from RefSeq and is a predicted model, not a curated record.